Molecule: messenger RNA, 2722 nt
Organism: Truncatella angustata
Lineage: Eukaryota; Fungi; Ascomycota; Sordariomycetes; Amphisphaeriales; Sporocadaceae
Exons: 2
Coding region: 1-2571 (856 amino acids)
Molecular function (GO): oxidoreductase activity, acting on CH-OH group of donors; flavin adenine dinucleotide binding
Source: RefSeq, a predicted model, not a curated record
AUGGCGCUAGGCGCCUCGGCCGCUGGCACUGUCAACUAUACUGAUACCAACACUGGUAUCUCAUUUUCGGGUUAUAGCGAUGGAAAGGGGUAUCUCUUCGGUAUGGCUCUGCCCGAGACUAUCGGCACGGACGCCAUCAUCCAAUUGGUUGCUCCUGCAACAGACGGUGCGGGAUGGGCUGGUUUCGACUUUGGUGUUGCUAUGGCCAACAAACUUCUGCUUUGCUCAUGGCCCAACGGCGACGAUGUGGUCACAUCCGCUCGUGUUGCCACCGGCUACACCAACCCUCCCGAGUACACUGGUGACAUCUCAUUCUACCCUAUCGCCGAUGGUACAUUCGUUAACACCACUCACUACUCGGCAACAUUUCUCUGCUCCGGAUGUAUUACCAACGACGAUGAUACCUUUCUCACAACCGACACCCUCGCCACACUCGGCUGGGCUUACUCCGCCACGGCGCCGACCACACCUGCUGAUACAGCCAGCGCCUUGAACUACCACGCUGCCGGUUUCGGGGGUUUCGGUAUGACGCUCUCUUUCGCACAGUCCGCAGAAUACGAGACCUGGGCUGCUCUGGCCAGCACGACCGCUUCCUGGCCCGCUACAACCAGUGGCGGCAGUAACUCCACCAUUGGAGGCAGCACUGGCGGCAGCAACUCUACCGUCCCUAGCAACAGCACCACCACUGUGACCUACUCGAACGAGACCUACGACUACAUCAUUGCAGGUGCCGGUCCUGCUGGUUUGGUCGUCGCUGGCAGACUUGCAGAGUCUGGUGCUUCCGUCCUUCUCAUUGAGCGUGGUGGUGCCUCCACCAUGUCUUCGGGCGGUGAUGCUACCUUAACCUGGAACUCUAGCGUCACCCAGUACGAUGUGCCAGCUGAGGCUUACUACCUUUCCACGGCUGCCGUCACUGACGAGUACUGCACUGACACCGCUUCUCAAGCUGGUUGUCUUUUGGGAGGUGGCGGUAUGGUCAACGCUCUGAUGUAUGUCAAGCCCCAGGACAAGGACUUUGACGACAACUGGCCUACCGGCUGGACCUCUUCUGACAUCUCGGCCGCUGCUGAGCGCCUGUACGCCCGCAGCUCCGGUACUACCUUGCCUUCCGCCGAUGGUAAGCUAUACGACCAGGGUGCUUACGAUGUGCUGUCUUCUUUCUUGAGCGCCAACAACUUCACCUCGGUCGAUGCCAUUGAGCAGCCCAAUGAGAAGAUCGAUACCUACUCUCAUCCUCCUUGGCUCAUCCAAGACGGUAUGCGUGGCGGUCCCGUCAAGUCUUACCUUCCCCUCGUUCAGGAUCUCUCCAACUUCAAGCUCAGCCUGAACACCAAGGUCAUCCGCGCUGUCCGUGAAAGCUCUUUCAUCUCUGGUGUUGAGGUUCAGUUGGAGGAUGGCACCAACCAGAUCAUCAACGUUACUGAGUCUACCGGAAAGGUCAUCCUCGCCGCUGGUACUCUGUCGACACCCAGGAUUCUGUUCUACUCUGGUAUUGGGCCCACUGAGCAGGUGGAGGCUGUUCCCUCCGAUGUCACGCUUCCCGCGUCUUCCGAGUGGAUCAACCUUCCUGUCGGCCAAGGUGUCAAGGACCACACCAUCAUCACCUUCACCAUGAGCUCUAAGACCGCCAUCGAUGCUCUCACUUCCGCCAACUUCACUUCCCCUACUGAGGAUGCUAUCUCCCAGUUCGCUCAGGGUUCCGGUGUCUUGACCCAGGGUGGGCAGCGCCUCAACUUCUGGACCUCUGUCGUCUCCCCCAGUGAUGGAAAGACCCGUUACAUGCAAGGAACCUGCAACUCUCCCUCUGAUGACACCAUCAAGGUCAAGCUCUAUGUCACCCACGGUCUUACCUCUUCCACUGACUUGGUCCUCGACUCUGCUGGUACCUCCACUCAAUUCUCUGGCUCCCCUUGGCUCCAGACUGAUGGUGACAUUGAGGCUUUCCAGGUCAUGUUUGACCGAUUCAUCCAGGCGACUGGCAAGGAUAACUCCACCUUGACCCUCCAGCUUGUUGAUGGUACCGCUGUUGGCUCUGACAUCACUGGUGCUACCUACUACGACAACGUCAAGUCUACCUACACCACCGGUGCUCACUUCGUCGGUACUGCCAAGAUGGGUACUGAUGAUGGACGCACUGACAACGGUACCGCGGUCGUUGACUUGAACACUCAGGUCUAUGGAACCGACAACUUGUUCGUUGUGGACGGCAGCUUUCACCCAGAUCUACCCACAGGUAACACUCAGGCUAUAAUUCUCGUUGCCGCAGAGGCCGCGGUUGAGAAGAUUCUUGCCCUCGACGGAAAGACUAUCAGCGAUAGCGGAGCUUCAACGGGCUCAUCAGGAAGCGUCUCAAGCAGCGCGCCCACCAGCACGGCUUCGUCUAGCCCCAAGACUGGUAAGUGCAAGCGCGCCGCGAAGGCUCUUCGCGAGAAGGAGGCCAAACAGAAGCGUGAGCAGCAGGAGAAGGCUGUCAGGGGCGCCAGGCGCCAGGUCCGUAGCCAGUCCCACAAGGCCUACAAGAAGGGUCUGAGCAGCCGCCGCAGCGAGCUGGCUGAGAUGUACGAGAUGUAGAUUGAUUGGUUCUUUGGAUGUUCGCCUGUUGCAUUUACAUGGUGGGGGAUCUGGGGCAGGGGGUUUACCUGCAUUAGCCAUUGGAUGGAUGGUAUUCCAUUUCAUUAUGUAUAUAUUGAUUAGCUUCAAAAACUGUAAAGUGUUCAUGUUG